AUACGACUCGAGAAUUUUUUAUUUCCUCAAUCCUCGUUCUGCAGACUGCAGUGCAGAGUGCAGAUUAUUACAGAAUUGCAGAAACGGUAAAUCUGGCAGGAACAGACAUCCGGAAAUUGCAAAUUAAAAUUGCAUUCCAGGGACUGCAACUAAAUAUUUUGCACUUCGACUGAUGAAAAAAUGUCUACGACCCUCUCGAACGAGGCACAGCUGCGUUACAUCAUCGAGUGGUUCCAAGAAUGGUCAGAAAUGCAGCGGGGUGACUUCCUGGCUAUUUUGCUCGAGCGAUGCAGUCCCCCAGGUCUAGUAAACGGUCUCCUCUCAGGAAUCGAAGGCCUCUGCAGCAAAGAUGACUUGGAUCGUCCUCCAAGUUUAUUCCAAUGUCGCAUCAAACUCUUUCGCGAAUGGAGUCAAAAUUGGUCUCAGCAACAAAAGGACUCCCUGAUCUCCUCCAUCAAAAACAUGGAUCCUAAAUUCGCUGAACAAUACGACCAGAGGUUAUCCGAAGGCACCGAAGACGAGGACGAGACUGAGAGCAAUUAACUCAAAAAGGUAUAUCAAAAUGCUAUGGCAAUUUAUAACCCUGAGAACGUAAUUGAAAUUGCGAACUUCUCACAAGGAGAGGAUUUUUUUUUUAAUCGAGAAAGACUGGAAUAUUGCUCGAUAUCAUUUUUAUAUAUUUCUACAAUAGUCUGACUCUAGAGAAUCAUUGUUAAAAAAUUCUACAACUAACUUUCGUUCAGUCGCAGUUCGAAAAAAGUAGAUCUUACUUUUGCAACUUAUAUUUUAUACAUUUUUUCAGGAAAUUGUUAAUUUUAUAAUGGCCAUCCUUGUUUAAGAAAAAAUGUGGAUCUCGGCGAAAUUUUUAAAAAUGAUUUAUUGUAAUAAUUGUAGAAAUAUCAGAGCUGCAGAAUUCGUACUACAUUCCAAUUAUGUAAUUUUGUAAGUGAUCGUUUUGUGUAAACUUUUCUAGUCUACGAAACAUUCCAUUUUGUAAAAUUCGAAUCAUCAUUCGACGUUUAUCAAUUCUUAAGUGAAAAAGUAAUUAAAUUCCUUUGUAAUCUUUUAAAUUUAUGUAAGUGGCUUCAAAUUCUUUUAAAAUCGUUCAAAUUCUUUUAAAAUUGUUCAAAUUCUUUUAAAUUCGUUUGAAUUUGGAAAGACUCAAUAAAUUGAGAGAAAUUCAGAGAAUUCAGAACACUUUAGUGAGUUUACAAGAUUUCAAGGAAUUCGGAAUAUAUCCGGGAAUUCAGAGGGAUUUAUAUUUCAAGCGAAUUUAAAAGAGUUUAAAAGUAUUUCUAUGAAAUUCGAAAGAAUUUGAAAGAAUACAGAAUUCCAAGAACUCAAAAGAAUUCAAAGGAAAACAAAAAAAUGUAACUAACCUACAGUGAAUAAUUAAACCAGACCUCGGGCUCACUUUUAGAGAUCAAAAAUAGUGUACAUAGUUUCAACAUUUUAAAAAAAUAUUGUCAAAAAUUUUUCCAGUAUUAAAAAUUAAUUUUAAUGUUUAUUUAAAAUAUUUUUCUUCAGUCUAUAAAUGAUCAAAAU
Messenger RNA from Belonocnema kinseyi, 1545 nucleotides. RefSeq lists its product as uncharacterized. The record is from RefSeq and is a predicted model, not a curated record. NCBI's taxonomy places the organism in Eukaryota, Metazoa, Arthropoda, Insecta, Hymenoptera, Cynipidae. Bases 181 to 543 code for a protein of 120 amino acids. The transcript has 2 exons.